AGACCAGUAGAUGCGAUUCCAGCAGUUGAAGAUGCAGUACCAGCAAAUAUUCCAGUAACAACUGCUCCUAUUCCAACUACGACUACUUUGUCACCGGAGGAAACCAGAGCUGCAGAAGAAAAAGAGAAAAAGCAAAAAGCCAGAGAAUUGAAAGACUGUAUUUAAAUUAUAAAUAAUACCGGAAGUCUGUUUUCGAAUGGUUGAAAGAUAACAAAGACAAAUGGUCCGAAGUGAUGAAUAUGUAUACACAGUGGAUGUUCUGGUUUCGCAUCUAACGUUCUUAAUUGGCUUGAAGAUAUGAUACUAGGAGAUCCAAGACGUGCCAAGAAGGGAGGAAAACUAUCAGGAGAUGAUGCUCUUCAAUCAGUUUUUCUCGUUGCAAGCCCCGCCUAUGUUUUCUUGAGAUUCAAGCAGAAGCCUGGAAGAAACUCUAUGAAGGCUGGAUUAGACAUUGAUGCAUGGAACGAAAUUGCUGCUGAACAAGUUCUUUAAGCAUGGCAGAGAGAGUUCAUCAAGUCACUUCACAAUCAUAAGGCAAACGUUGAUGAGAAACAAAAGAAGAACAUUGCAUCCACUUGCAUCAACAUCCAUUGCUGAUAUGCUCGAGGAAUUCUGUCAAUUCAACUAUUCCAUCAUCAUUGCUGGGUCUUGGUCUUGCCACUUGGUUUGGAAUCGAAUUCAACGCUGCAACAACACAAAUUGUGUCAGGAAAGUUCUAGCCGAAGAACAUUUUCUCGAUGUUGGAUAACAAUGAGAGGAUUGCCACCACCUAUACGAGGACCACAUGAGAGAAGGACCGCCAAUGUUCGCGGAGUUCUUCCUCAUCCCCAGUAUCCAAUUUUUGUUUUUCUAUUUUCUGAGAGUCCCAUUAUUUUGAAAUCGAUGCAAUUGUAAGAUAAAUUUCAAUAUGAUAA
This is a messenger RNA of Caenorhabditis elegans, 914 nucleotides long. NCBI's taxonomy places the organism in Eukaryota, Metazoa, Nematoda, Chromadorea, Rhabditida, Rhabditidae. The record is from the annotation of a RefSeq genome assembly.